This is a messenger RNA of Ipomoea nil (Japanese morning glory), 642 nucleotides long. RefSeq lists its product as uncharacterized. The coding region runs from base 1 to 642 and encodes 213 amino acids. Gene Ontology annotation, molecular function: DNA helicase activity. Gene Ontology annotation, biological process: DNA repair; telomere maintenance. Lineage: Eukaryota; Viridiplantae; Streptophyta; Magnoliopsida; Solanales; Convolvulaceae. The transcript has 2 exons. The record is from RefSeq and is a predicted model, not a curated record.
AUGAUGCAUAAGCAUUGCUUUGAGGCAUUUGAUAGGACAAUGAGAGACUUAUUGCGUUUUUUCAACCCCCGCAAUUCUGAUAUGACAUUUGGUGGAAAAAUAGUUGUUCUUGGUGGUGACUUUACAAAUACUACCUUUUAUUCCAAAGGGAACCAGACAAGAUAUAGUACGAGCAAGUAUAAAUUCUUCUUACCUUUGGAAGAAUUGUCAAGUGAUGGAAACCUUGGUUCCAACAAUGACGAUGAGUGCAAGAUUAGUAUUGCAUAUGAGUUUUUAUUGGAAAUUAAAGGUGAUUGUAUUCCAGAGAUUGUUGAUAGCACAUUUCCUUCAUACUGUAGUGGUAAAAUGGACCCUAAAGAUCCGGAGACUCAAGCCAUAUUGGCACCGACAUUAGAUGUUGUCGACUAUGUGAAUGAAUACAUGAACGGUAUGAAUGAGGCGUCGUCUAAGACGUAUUUGAGUUGUGAUUCUGUGUACAAGUUAUAUACAAAUGCAGAUAUGUUAUCUGAAGUUCACACUCCUAAAUUUUUAAAUAAUUUGAGGUGUUCAGGUAUACCGAAUCAUUCGUUAUCACUUAUCAUUGAAGGUUGGCUCUCCAGUUAUGAUUUUGAGGAACGUCGAUCACUCAUUGGGUCUUUGUAA